This is a messenger RNA of Toxorhynchites rutilus septentrionalis, 2009 nucleotides long. RefSeq lists its product as uncharacterized. The coding region runs from base 1296 to 1793 and encodes 165 amino acids. The transcript has 7 exons. The record is from RefSeq and is a predicted model, not a curated record. NCBI's taxonomy places the organism in Eukaryota, Metazoa, Arthropoda, Insecta, Diptera, Culicidae.
GUUUACGUAUCGAACGUGUUUAAUUUAUGAUACAGAGUUAUCUGAACGUUCGAGUUCGAGUUUGUAGUUUUGAUUUGUGCGGUUUAAUAAAAACGAAGUAUAAAGCAGAUUGCCGGCUAUCAUACUAUCGGACAUGCAACCAGCGUGUCCGCUCUAUUCGCUAUGGACCAGUCAUUGUUGGCAUUGAGAAAAUCCCUGCUCUGCAACCGCCGUCCUGUAGUAGCAGAUGACCCUAUUGUGUCAAAUUUUGCAGCAAGGUUCUGUCGCAAUUAUGAGUUCAGCAACCGGAACCAACAUGUUACCGUGAAAAUCUACAUAAGUGCAGAUGAAUAAUGACAACAAGAUACAGCAAACGAGGAAGAGCCAGAAUGAGUUUCGGCAGGACCUACCUCUCGCCUGGACACAAUCAAACUUUGUGGAUUCGAUGAAGAUACGGCGUUGAUUGAGCACAAAAACUAACAGACCGAUAUUUUGCGCCGAUUGCUCAUGAAAAACAACGUUGGGAAUGCAACUGAUCCACCACAAAUGCAACAACAGCAACAAUCAACCCAACAGCCGCACUAUCCAUCCCAACGUGAGCUUCAGUUCCAUACCCAAUUCAUAAUGCAGAACGCUUUGCUCCGUAGAAAAACUGCAGGAGCAACGCAAGGUGCUUUGUGAUCAGAACAGUCGAAUUGCUGCCGCCGUGAUUAACAACGGUGAACCAAAUGCAGCCGUGCAGCAAUUCGUAUAAUCGAUUUGUCUAAACAUUCAGCGAAGUCUUUUGGAUCUUAGUCAAACUGCUAACCGGCCGGUGACAAAUAUCCUAAUGGUACAUAUUUCUUUGCAAAGCCGUCUGCAGGAGCAACUACCCUCCGUCACGCGAAAAUUGUAUCAAGAGAAACGUGGUUGUCCCAUGAGCGCUAGAAGUUCUUAGAAAGCAUCAAAUUCUACGAAUCAAUUCCUACAUAUUACGAGAGAACGCCCAUUCCAAUGCACACAGGCUUCAAUAGGAAACCACCGCCAGCUUCAGUUGCACCAACAGCAGGAACAGGUACAGCUAGUCAUUCUAAUGUUGUCAUCUGCAGGCGCAAAUGGUUUUUCAGGUCUGCUCAGUGGUGGAAGCCACGAUGGUGAUGACAUAAUAGGUUCGCUUGAGGAGGAGACAUCGCACUGUAGGAUCAGCUCGAGCGGGAGAAGCUGUCUAAUAAGAAUAAUGUCGACAUCCAGAAGGUGAUUUGACACUUGAUAGUGCCAGGUCCGAUGCAAAUAUGCGAACGCUAGGAAAUAUCCAAAUUUACAGGAUCUAAACCAAAAUGGCGGAGCCACUUGUGAAUUCCUGCUGUCGUUGUUACUCUCUGCGGAAUGGAUCUAUAACUUCCGGAAUAAUAGGAAUUGUUCUUUCGAUAAUUUCCCUAAUUUUAAUGUUCACCACAAGAGUUGAGUUUAAGCCUAUUUUAAUGGACUGGUUGCCUCAGAAUGUAGUGAAAAUUAUUUUUGCGCUUAAUCUCUGUAUGACCAUCCUGAUUUGUUUGAUAAUGAUUCUCGGUGUUAUAAAGAAAAAUCAUUUCCUCAUGAUGCCUUGGGUAGUUCUUGGCAUAAUGCUGGCUAUAGGACUGCUUAUUAGUGUAAUAUACACAGCAGUUGUGCACUUCAUUGAUGGAUACACUCUGAGUGGUACUUUGUGGUUAAUUGUCGGCUUAUUAUGGGUUGUUAUUUUCACUUACAUGUGGACUGUAGUCUACAGCCAGUUCGUAGUGCAGAAGAACGAAAACGAAAGAGGACAAUAUUCUAAACAGCCAUACAGACGAUAGUCAAUGCAACAAACAGAAAACUGAAAGUUAGAAUUAAGCUUAAUAUUACUAGCUCAUUCAAGUCGAUUGUAUAUACUAACAUGUUCAAAAUAUAUGAUAGCUUCAAAUGUGAAUAAUACUCAUAUAAGUUUAUUUAAAAUUAACAUGUAAUGGAAUAAUAUUAUUGAUAACAUAUUUGAUAUUUAUAAUCGUUUUGAUAAUAAAAUGGAAUUUAUU